CCCUCUUUCCCCCCCCCCCCAGGCAGCGGCAUGACCCCCGGCGGCGCCGGCUUCUCCCCCAGCGCUGCUUCAGACGCCAGCGGUUUCAGCCCCGGUUAUUCGCCCGCCUGGUCGCCCACUCCCGGCUCCCCUGGAUCCCCGGGGCCCUCCAGCCCCUACAUCCCCUCCCCAGGCGGUGCCAUGUCCCCCAGCUACAGCCCCACAUCGCCUGCCUACGAGCCGCGCUCGCCUGGGGGCUACACCCCGCAGAGCCCCAGCUACAGCCCCACCUCUCCGAGCUACAGCCCGACGUCACCCAGCUACAGCCCCACCAGCCCCAACUACAGCCCCACCUCGCCGAGCUACAGCCCCACUUCUCCAAGCUACAGCCCCACCUCGCCCAGCUACAGCCCCACUUCUCCAAGCUACAGCCCCACUUCUCCGAGUUACAGCCCCACCUCGCCCAGCUACAGCCCCACUUCGCCCAGCUACAGCCCCACUUCGCCCAGCUACAGCCCCACUUCUCCAAGCUACAGCCCCACCUCGCCCAGCUACAGCCCGACUUCGCCCAGCUACAGCCCAACCUCGCCCAGCUACAGCCCCACUUCUCCCAGCUACAGCCCCACCAGCCCGAGCUACAGCCCGACUUCGCCCAGCUACAGCCCCACCAGCCCCAACUACAGCCCCACAUCCCCCAACUACACCCCAACCAGCCCCAGCUACAGCCCGACUUCGCCCAGCUACAGCCCCACCUCGCCCAAUUACACCCCCACCUCCCCCAACUACAGCCCCACCUCCCCCAGCUACAGCCCCACCUCCCCCAGCUACAGCCCCACAUCUCCCAGCUACUCCCCCUCCAGUCCCCGCUACACCCCGCAGUCGCCCACCUACACCCCCAGCAGCCCCAGCUACAGCCCCAGCAGCCCCUCCUACAGCCCGUCCUCCCCCAAGUACACCCCGACCAGCCCCUCCUACAGCCCCAGCUCCCCCGAAUACACCCCAACCAGCCCCAAGUACAGCCCCACCUCGCCCAAGUACAGCCCCACCAGCCCCAAGUACAGCCCCACCUCCCCCACCUACAGCCCCACCACCCCCAAGUACAGCCCCACUUCCCCCACCUACAGCCCCACCUCCCCCGUUUACACCCCGACCAGCCCCAAGUACAGCCCCACCUCGCCGACCUACAGCCCCACCAGUCCCAAGUACAGCCCCACCUCCCCCACCUACAGCCCCACCAGUCCCAAGGGCUCCACCUACAGCCCCACAUCGCCGGGCUACAGCCCCACGUCGCCCACCUACAGCCUGACCAGCCCGGCCAUCAGCCCCGACGACAGCGACGACGACAAUUGAGCGUGGGGGUCCCUCUGAGGUUGUGGGGCUGACCCCCAAGUAUGGGGCAGGGGGGCUGACCAUCCAAGCUGGGGCUGCGGAUGCG
Lagopus leucura (white-tailed ptarmigan) is the source of this 1414-nucleotide messenger RNA. RefSeq names its product DNA-directed RNA polymerase II subunit RPB1-like. The transcript is spliced from 2 exons. Bases 31 to 1329 code for a protein of 432 amino acids. Gene Ontology annotation, biological process: transcription by RNA polymerase II. Gene Ontology annotation, molecular function: DNA binding. The record is from RefSeq and is a predicted model, not a curated record. Lineage: Eukaryota; Metazoa; Chordata; Aves; Galliformes; Phasianidae.